Molecule: messenger RNA, 1209 nt
Organism: Arachis ipaensis
Lineage: Eukaryota; Viridiplantae; Streptophyta; Magnoliopsida; Fabales; Fabaceae
Product: putative serine carboxypeptidase-like 52
Biological process (GO): proteolysis
Molecular function (GO): serine-type carboxypeptidase activity
Source: RefSeq, a predicted model, not a curated record
AACUGGGUACAUAGAGUAGGGGAAAAUGAUGAUGUACAGAGUUUCUACUAUUUCAUUGAGUCAGAGAACAAUCCAAGAGAGGAUGAAAUAGGACCACUUGCAUUUCAAGUUGAUGAAUAUGAUGGGAUUUGCCUGUUAAUACUGGCUUUUCAUAUGCUAGAACAGAAUAUGCUUCACUUGUCAGUCAAUCAAGCCUAUGAAUUUUUUAGGAAGUGGUUAAUGGAUCAUCCAGCAUUUCUCAAAAACAAAGUUUACAUUGGUGGUGAUUCAUACUCUGGUAUUCUUAUUCCUAUAAUUGCUCACGAAAUUUUAAAAGGUAUUGGAUAUUGUUGUAUUGAUAACAGUGGGGAUCAUGACAUGGUUGUUCCUUUCUUGGCAACUCAAGCAUGGAUAAGAUCGUUAAACUACUCCAUUGUCGACGAUUGGAGGCCAUGGUAUACUAAUGGCCAAGUUGCAGGAUACACAAGGACUUACUCCAAUGCAAUGACAUUUGCAACUGUCAAGGGUGGAGGACACACAGCACCAGAAUACAAGCUUGAAGAAUGCCUUCACAUGUCCAAUUACAUUGAGGAAUUCAAUGGAAGCCUGCCAAAUUUGGUCUUGAGGCCACACUCAUGGACAAAAGUGCAGAUCAUACCUAUAUAUCUUGGCAUAUUCUUUUUCCAUUUCACCAAAUCCUUUGAAAGCUUUCCUAGUUAUUUGCUACUCUAUUAAACUUGAAAGUAUCAUGUGUAAUUUAAACCUAUGCUUGCAGAUGAAUCAAUUUCUUAGAGGUGGUAUCCUUGACUCUUCAGGAUCAUUGCCACUUGGACUGCACAAUCAUAUAGAACUCCGUUCAAACAAAAGUUCUUAUUACAAACACACAUGAUACUACCGAGGACUCAAACCAUCGUUCAGGAUCAAAUGCAUCAGACAAUAAGCCUUUCUAUAACUUCUUAGAAGUUAAGGAUCCAGAAGUGGGGCAAGGAUACACCUGGAUCACAUCACGUGCGACGCGAAGCAAGAUGCCACGGCCUUUGAUCUUAGCUUGAAGCUUUGAUUCUAGCAGGAAACCAUGAAGCAGUAACAAUGGCUAUAAUGAGUAUGCAUUUAUAAUGAUUUUUUGCUUGAAAUCCAACAAUGUUAACAAGUUAAGAAAAAGUGAAUAGUUUCCUAAUCUUGGUUGAGGCCAAGAUAACUCAGAAUUAAAGAUAGAAGGGACUUGUUACA